This is a messenger RNA of Topomyia yanbarensis, 411 nucleotides long. RefSeq lists its product as uncharacterized. Bases 1 to 411 code for a protein of 136 amino acids. The record is from RefSeq and is a predicted model, not a curated record. Lineage: Eukaryota; Metazoa; Arthropoda; Insecta; Diptera; Culicidae. The transcript has 3 exons.
AUGAAAAUGUGUGAUAUCCUGACUAAUGAGAUCAAUAAGGGGUCGUCUACCCUCAUCUUUAUUUUUGCAAUUGAGAUUCUGUUCUACUUUUCAUCUGCGGAAAGUGCACAUCCGGAUAUAGAUAUGGAUACUAAUAUCGUUGAUAUCCUCGAAUAUGUUGGAGAAGCAGUGCAACCUAUUAAAGAGGGGUUUGCUGUGUACGCAGCAAAUCAUAUUGUGUGCAUUGGGUAUCGUAUGAUUCAACGUUCCAAUAUAAUGAUCGAAGUGGUGGGAUACGUAACUCCCUUCGCCUCAUCAGACCAUGCUUAUCUGAACGUCUCGAUAUCUAAAUGGGUACUGAAAUGCUCAUGUAAAGCUGGCACAAUAAUAUGCAAGCAAAUUGUUGUUUGUCUUCUCCUUAUAGAAAAGUGA